Phytophthora nicotianae INRA-310 is the source of this 393-nucleotide messenger RNA. RefSeq lists its product as hypothetical. Bases 1 to 393 code for a protein of 130 amino acids. NCBI's taxonomy places the organism in Eukaryota, Oomycota, Peronosporomycetes, Peronosporales, Peronosporaceae. The transcript has a single exon. The record is from RefSeq and is a predicted model, not a curated record.
AUGGAAGGAGCCGAGGACCCCCCUCUUCCUGCAGCGAGGGCCCAGAGGAUAGAAGCCAUUCAGACAGUAUUCAGGACACCUCCACCGGGCCAGCUUGAUGCUGCUCAAGUACGUCGAGCAUGUACCUCAGCCAACACCAAGAAAGCCUAUCAAAGCUACAUGAACGGCGUCUCUAAGUGGGUGAAAGCGACACAAGAUUCUGCUGAUCGGUUCUUUAAUCAAGAUGGAAGUCUUAAUCUGACUACUUUUACGCCUGAGCAUUUCGAGAACUUUCUGAUGUACAUGAUGAACGGAGGAAAGCACAAUGUCUCGACGCUAAGCGGAUACAGGAGUGCUUUGAAAGAUGCAUAUCGACAGCAGCGAAUGGAAGUUCCACGUGAUUAUAUGGGCUAG